UCCAAAAUUAGAAAACAUUCCAAGAUGUCUGCUUCCAUGACUCUGGGGAGGAGUCUCUGUCAUACCCUCAGGAGGGUACCAAAGAUUCUGUCUGCCCCGAGGGUGAGAAGAUGUCUACGUUCUCGAGAAUUCAACACUACAUGCAAAUCAUUAACAUUGGAACGUGGCCAAGACUUUGGAGAAAUCCGUCCACCGGUAGAUCUUCUGUCUUCGGAGGAAACAAUGAUGAAAGAAUCAGUUGCCAAAGUAGCUAAAGAGGUCAUCCAACCCCUGGUAAGGAAGAUGGAUGCAGAAAGUCAAAUGGACAAAUCUGUUAUGGAUGCUUUGUUUCAAAAUGGGUUGAUGGGUGUAGAGAUUCCUGCUGAGUAUGGUGGUACCAAUGGGUCUUUCUUCAUGGCCAAUCUUGUGAUAGAGGAGCUGGCUAAAGUGGACGCAUCGGUCAGUGUCAUGUGCGAUGUACAAAACACGCUCAUCAACUCUCUCCUUCUAAAACUUGGUACCAAAGAACAAAAGGACAAGUACCUUCCCAGGCUCGCCACAGACACAAUUGGGAGUUUUUGCUUGUCCGAGACAGAAUCUGGAUCUGAUGCAUUUGCUAUGAAGAUGUCAGCCCUAAAACAAGGUGAUGUCUAUCUUCUGAAUGGAACGAAAAUUUGGAUCACUAAUGCGGAACAUGCUGGCCUGUUUUUAGUCAUGGCGAAUGCCAACCCUACAGCUGGUUACAAGGGAAUCACAACUUUCCUUGUAGACAGAGACGCAGAGGGACUUAGUAUCGGAAAGAAAGAGGACAAGUUGGGAAUACGCGCCUCUAGUACAUGUCCUGUACAUUUUGAUAAUGUCAAGGUCCCUGCCAGCAGUGUGUUGGGAGAAGUAGGACAUGGGUAUAAGUAUGCCAUAGAGAUCCUCAACGAAGGACGCAUAGGAAUCGGGUCACAGAUGUUAGGAUUAGCUGAAGGCUGUUUCAAUGCAACUGUACCCUACACACAGGAGAGAAAGCAAUUUGGAAAACGUAUCUGGGAUUUUCAGGCAAUGCAGCAUCAGAUAGCGUAUGUAGCCACGCAGAUUGAGGCUUGUCGUCUGCUCAUUUACAAUGCUGCCCGGAAGAAAGAGGCUGGUGAGCCUUUCAUAAAGGAGGCAGCUAUGGCCAAGUACUAUGCAUCAGAGGUUGCGGCAUUGACGACGACAAAAUGUCUGGAAUGGAUGGGAGGUGUGGGUUACACCAAGGACUACCCUAUAGAGAAGUACUACAGAGACUGUAAAAUAGGAACUAUUUAUGAAGGAACAUCCAACAUUCAACUAAACACGAUAGCUAAGUGUAUAGAGGCAGAGGGCAUCAAAUCAUGAAUUUAGCCUCCUCUGUACAGCUGAACAUCAGUCUUAAUCAUCAGCAACUCUUACAUGAUCUGUGGAAACAUUAAGAAUUGAGAAAAAGUUUACAACAUUUGGAAGAGCUACAAGCACAUUUUCCUAAUGUAUGUAUUAUCAUUGGAAAAACUGAGAUGAAGGCGACAAGGAAAAAGUUAUACACCAAAUUUUUCAAAAGGUGAUAACAUCUGUCUACAAUAAUAUUGCCCCAUCAUGCAACCCCUCCUUUUCAACAGAUAUCUCUUACCUCUGUGCUAUGGUCUUCACAUUGAGAUACAUGUAGUGAGUGAGUGAUGUGUUAGCACUAAUAGUUUUUGGAGACCAGACAGGAUUUUUCUUUUGUGUUGAAAAUCUGUUUCCGUGAAUGGAGAAUCUUGUGACCUCUGUACAUGUAGAUUGAUUGAUCCCUUACACAGACUUGUGAUUUCUGUGCACAGAUCCCUUGAACAAACAGGUGAAUUUCGAAGGACCGGAAUAUUAUAUACAACACAAUAUUUUCACUGUUAUGUUUGGGUGUUUGGUAUGUACUUUUUCUGUGAUAUUUUGACCACAUGAUCAUGAUAGAAAAAUAUUUCAUUAUUUUGUGCUUUUAUUUAUUAAUUAGUCUACUAAAACUAGGUUUGACUGUUUGGAAAAGAACAGCAGUGAUGCAGAUGUAAUGUCGGCCAAUCUAAUAUUGAUGGAUUGAACAAUUUAGCCGACAUGUUUUGGUCUGCUGGCCUGUGGCCAUUUUAUACAUAUGGUAGUUUGUUACGUUAAGAUUACAGAGAUUUUUUUCCAGUGGUUCUGGGUUUAUAUAGCCUGCAGUGAAAAACUAACUUUACUGGUUUUCUCUAUAUAGAAGUUUGAAAUAUUCUGUUUUUGCAGACAUAAAAGUGAUUUAUAUAGGUGUUCAAACACAUUUCUAUGGCUAUUGGUAUUUUUUAAGAUAUUAUAGUACUACUAGCAGAUGUAUAAAAUGGUUAAUAUUUGAUAAGAAAACAGUUUGCCUUUUUAUUGUCAACAUCAACAAAUUUAAUCAGUAUGACUUGUAAUAUGGAAUAUGACAGCAUGAUUUAGAAGUUUCAAAGCAGCAAUUAAUUACCUACAUAUUUUGUAAGCUAAGAGCAAAGUGAAUUUUUUUUCUGUACAAAACUAGAUCUUAUUUAAGUGUCUGUCAUUUUAUCUUCUGUUUCUAGUCUUUUGUCAAUUGCAUGUAUAUAUAGCUUUGUGCUUUUAACUAUUGAGUGGAUAAAAAGAGUUGGUGAUUAUUAAAUAUUAAAGAAUCUCAAAAUAGAUUUGUUUAUGUAUUGAGAAGUGUGUAUGUACACAAUAAUAUAUGAUACUCUGAAACUGAUGUACAAAUGUAUACAUCAUUUGUUAAAUUGUGACUUCUGUAUUGAAUAAACAAUAUACAAUGUACUAUCAUA
This is a messenger RNA of Pecten maximus, 2774 nucleotides long. RefSeq names its product short/branched chain specific acyl-CoA dehydrogenase, mitochondrial-like. Gene Ontology annotation, molecular function: flavin adenine dinucleotide binding; acyl-CoA dehydrogenase activity. The coding region runs from base 25 to 1344 and encodes 439 amino acids. The record is from RefSeq and is a predicted model, not a curated record. The transcript is spliced from 11 exons. Gene Ontology annotation, cellular component: mitochondrion. NCBI's taxonomy places the organism in Eukaryota, Metazoa, Mollusca, Bivalvia, Pectinida, Pectinidae.